Messenger RNA from Indicator indicator, 8543 nucleotides. RefSeq names its product LPS responsive beige-like anchor protein (gene LRBA). Gene Ontology annotation, molecular function: protein kinase binding. Lineage: Eukaryota; Metazoa; Chordata; Aves; Piciformes; Indicatoridae. Bases 16 to 8535 code for a protein of 2839 amino acids. Gene Ontology annotation, biological process: intracellular protein localization. Gene Ontology annotation, cellular component: cytosol; membrane. The record is from RefSeq and is a predicted model, not a curated record. The transcript has 56 exons.
UGAAGUGAACGAGCCAUGGCGAGUGAAGACAAACAAGUGCAGCCAACAGGUGAUGAUGGAGGAGGAGGAGGAGGAGCAGGGAAAGAAGGAAGUGUUGCUGAAGGGGAAACUGUGCAGCAGCCUUUGAAUCCAGGAGUCCCCAUCCGAGGCAUCAAGAUGAAAUUUGCUGUGCUGACAGGGUUGGUGGAAGUUGGUGAUGUGUCCAAUAGAGACAUAGUCGAUACUGUAUUUAAUCUGCUUGUUGGGGGCCACUUUGACUUGGAAAUUAACUUUAUCAUCCAAGAAGCAGAGGGCAUCUCCUGCAUGGUGGAGCUGCUGGACAAGUGCGAUGUCACCUGCCAGGCUGAGGUCUGGAGCGUAUUGACAGCCAUUUUGAAGAAGAGCAUCCGCAAUCUACAGGCUUGCACAGAAGUUGGGCUUGUUGAGCAAGUGCUGGAGAGGAUUGACAGAGCUGACAACGUGAUUGCAGAUCUCUUUGUGGAUAUGCUGGGUGUGUUGGCAAGCUAUAACUUGACAGUUCGAGAACUAAAGUUAUUCUUCAGCAAGCUUCAAGGAGAAAAAGGGAGAUGGCCACCACAUGCUGGAAAGCUAUUGUCUGUGUUAAAACACAUGCCUCAGAAGUAUGGACCUGAUGCCUUCUUCAACUUCCCUGGGAAAAGUGCUGCUGCUAUUGCCUUACCUCCUAUAGCCAAGUGGCCAUACCAGAAUGGGUUUACUUUCCAUACUUGGCUAAGAAUGGAUCCUGUAAAUAAUAUCAAUGUGGAUAAGGAUAAGCCUUACUUGUAUUGUUUUCGAACAAACAAAGGACUUGGUUAUUCUGCUCACUUUGUUGGAGGCUGCUUGAUUGUAACAUUCAUAAAAUCAAAGGGAAAAGGUUUCCAGCACUGUGUAAAAUUUGAUUUCAAGCCACAAAAGUGGUAUAUGGUCACUAUAGUGCACAUCUACAACCGCUGGAAGAACAGUGAGCUCCGCUGUUACGUGAAUGGAGAGUUGGCCUCUUAUGGAGAAAUAACAUGGUUUGUCAACACCAGUGAUACAUUUGACAAAUGUUUCCUGGGUUCUUCAGAAACAGCAGAUGCCAACCGAGUAUUCUGUGGGCAAAUGACGUCUGUGUACCUUUUCAGUGAGGCUCUCAAUGCUGCUCAGAUCUUUGCAAUCUAUCAGCUUGGUCUGGGAUACAAGGGAAUAUUCAAAUUCAAGGCAGAAAGUGAUCUCUUCCUUGCUGAACAUCACAAAUUGUUGCUAUAUGAUGGCAAACUAUCCAGUGCUAUUGCUUUUAUGUACAAUCCAAGGGCUACAGAUGCACAGCUGUGUCUAGAGUCAUCCCCUAAGGACAACCCGUCGAUUUUUGUUCAUUCGCCACAUGCCCUCAUGCUGCAGGAUGUGAAAGCAGUCUUGACUCAUUCUAUCCAAAGUGCUCUGCACUCCAUUGGAGGGGUGCAGGUGCUUUUCCCACUCUUUGCACAGCUGGAUUACAGGCAAUAUUCAUCAGACCACAUUGACACAACUGUUUGUUCUGCUUUACUGGCUUUCAUCAUGGAGUUGCUGAAGAACUCCAUCGCUAUGCAAGAACAGAUGCUAUCCUGUAAGGGCUUCCUUGUGAUAGGACAUAGCCUAGAAAAGUCUUCCAAAGCCCACGUUACCCGAGCUGUGCUAGAGCUCUGCCUUGCCUUUUCAAAAUACCUAAGCAACUUACACACCGGGGCGCCCUUGCUGAAGCAGCUGUGUGAUCAUGUUCUCCUUAAUCCUGCAAUAUGGAUUCAUAUCCCAGCACAGGUUCAGCUGACCCUGUACACUUACCUGUCCACUGAGUUCAUUGGCACUGUGAACAUAUAUGGUGCAAUCCGUCGAGUUGGGACAGUUCUCCUGGUCAUGCAUACCCUGAAGUAUUAUUACUGGGUAGUGAAUCCUCAGGAUCGCAGUGGUAUAACCCCCAUGGGCAUAGAUGGGCCACGACCUACUCAGAAAGAGAUUUUAUCUCUGCGAGCGUUCUUGUUGAUGUUUGUAAAACAGCUAGUGAUGAAGGACUAUGGAAUAAAAGAAGAUGAAUUGCAGGCUAUCCUCAAUUACCUGCUCACUAUCCAUGAGGAUGACAAUCUAAUGGAUGUCUUACAGUUGCUUGUUGCUCUGAUGUCAGAGCAUCCCAGCUCUAUGAUCCCUGCUUUUGAUCAGAGGAAUGGAUUACAGGUUAUCUACAAGCUUUUAGCAUCUCAAAGUGAAGGCAUCAGAGUGCAAGCUCUUAAAGUGAUGGGAUAUUUCUUAAAGCAUCUUGCUCCAAAGAGAAAAGCUGAAGUCAUGCUUGGACAUGGAUUGUUCUCUUUGUUGGCUGAAAGGCUGAUGCUUCAGACAAGCUUAAUCACCAUGACCACAUACAAUGUCCUGUUUGAGAUUCUGACUGAACAGAUUUGCACUCAAGUGAUCCAUAAACAGCAUCCUGACUCAGAUUCAACAGUGAAGAUACAAAACCCUCAGAUUUUGAAGGUUAUUGCAAUCCUGCUGCGUAAUUCUCCACAGUGCCCAGAAACUCUGGAGGUUCGGAGGGCCUUUCUUUCAGAUAUGAUUAAACUUUUUAAUAACAGCAGAGAGAAUAGGAGGAGUUUGCUGCAGUGCUCUGUCUGGCAGGAGUGGAUGCUUUCCCUUUGCUGUUUCAACCCCAAGAGCUCUGAGGAACAGAAGAUAACUGAGAUGGUGUACACCGUAUUUCGGAUUCUGCUCUACCAUGCAAUCAAAUAUGAGUGGGGUGGCUGGCGUGUGUGGGUAGACACACUGUCCAUCACACAUUCUAAGGUCACUUUUGAAAUGCACAAAGAGAGUCUUUCUCAAAUGUACAGGGAAUACCAAGGGAAAGGAGGUGAAGGCAGUGGAAUACAUUCUUCAACUCCCAUUAGAACAAUCUCUGGAGCAAACAAAGAAGCUAAAAUCAAGGGAAAGCAGAAAUGUUUAGAGUUGAAAGAUGCUUCUGGUCCUUCCUGCAUUACCAGUGACGUGAAGUGCAGUACUGAACAGAAAGAGACAAAUAUCUCAUCAGACGGUGACCAGCAAGCUCCUUCAGUAUGUAAGCACAGGGAGGAGAGAGAGGGGGAAGACAAAGAGACUGCACAGGAUCUAGCAGCAGUACGUGGUGCAGAACUUUCUCCAGAAGCAGUAAAGCCUGGUGUUUCAGAAAUCAGCACUGGAAUAGCUGAAGCUACUGACGAUUCUCUGAGCAAAGCUGAUGAGCUUGCAGAAGGAACAGUGGCUGUCAAUGCUGCUUCUUUAGCAAGGCAAACUGCUUUGGAAGGAGAAACUGCAGAAAGACUGGACAAAUUAACAGCAGAGAUGGAAGAGGAAGAUGACUUUGUUGAUCUGCAGGAGGAAAGUAGUGUGCCUUUGCCUUCAGAAGAGUUUGUGGAAACAAACAAGGAGCAGAGCUCUAGUGAAAGUGAAGCGAGAACGCAGGACAAACCAACACAGAAGCCACCCAAAUCUGUGCUUUUAAAAUCUGAAGAUAGUGAUGGUGUGGAUGGGAAACAAGAAGUGACUUCUUUACCAGAAGUAGCUACUCAGCCAAAUUUAGGUGGGGAAAAGAAGUUAGACGAAGAGAAGAUUCUUUUCAGUGAAACCAAAACAGCUGAAGGAAUAGCAAAUGCCCAUCUGGCAGAGCCUGCUGGAGCCUCUGACAAAAGAAUCGCCAAACUUGAUGUUUCCAGUGUUGCAUCAGAUACAGAAAGACUGGAACUGAAGGCAAGCAAGUGUCUAGAAGCACCUCCACCUUCUAGAUCCAUACCCGAGACCUCAAGGCAGCAAGAUUCUUUGGGACAAGAGCCUGCUGCUACAUCAGAUGGGCAAAGAAGGGAAUCUAGAUCAACUAUGUUCCGUAUCCCUGAGUUUACGUGGUCACUGAUGCAUCAGCGCUUGCUCACAGAUUUACUCUUUUCCAUAGAAACAGAUAUACAGAUGUGGAGAAGCCAUUCUACAAAAACUGUCAUGGACUUUGUGAAUAGCAGCGACAAUGUAGUAUUUGUGCACAACACAAUUCACCUCAUCUCUCAAGUGAUGGACAGUAUGAUCAUGGCUUGUGGUGGGAUAUUGCCAUUGCUUUCUGCUGCCACAUCUGCUACUCAUGAGUUGGAAAAUAUUGAGCCAACUCAAGGCCUUUCAGUAGAAGCAUCUUUAACAUUUCUCCAGAGAUUAAUCAACCUUGUGGAUGUGCUGAUUUUUGCAAGCUCUCUUGGUUUCACUGAAAUUGAGUCUGAGAAAAAUAUGUCAUCUGGAGGAGUUCUGCGACAAUGUCUGCGUCUGGUGUGUGCAGUAGCAGUAAGAAAUUGCUUGGAGUGUCAGCAGCAUGCACAGACGAAACCUACUGGAGACACUGUGAAGAACCAAAAAGCAGUGCAGGGCUUUAUAGGAACAGGAAAGUCUGCAGCAAAGAGUCCAGUGGACAUAGUGACUGGUGGCAUUUCUCCAAUCCGAGACCAUGACAGACUUCUGCAGGAUAUGGAUAUUAAUCGACUCCGAGCAGUGGUAUUCAGAGACAUAGAGGAUAGUAAACAGGCUCAAUUUUUGGCUUUGGCUGUUGUAUAUUUUAUUUCUGUGCUCAUGGUUUCGAAAUACAGAGAUAUACUGGAACCCCAGAAUGAAAGACGAGCGCCAAACUGUAGCCAGGCCUUCAAGGAGGCAGAGAAUGGGAACAACAAAAUUCCUCCUGCAGCUGCUGCUCUUGGUACUUCAGCCUCCCCUGAAGAUUCAGAAAGUACAGCAGUUGCACAAAGAAGGGAUUCUGGCCUUGGGGAGGAGCCAGUUUCAGGGCAAAGGAACAGUUCCAGUAAUGUUGCUGAAGCAGGACCCCUGAGUAUCAGUGCAGGUCCUGAUGCAGUCAGUGAAGUCCUGCGCACACUCUCAUUAGAAGUAAAUAAGUCUCAGGAGGGCAGAAACGAGACAGGACCUGAAGACAGUAAGUGUGCACCUUCUGUGCCAGCUGCAAAAAAUGUCAAUGUAAAGGACAUCCUGAGAAGCUUGGUAAGCACCCCAACUGAUGGGACUGCAGUGGAUGCUGCUUUUAUGCCACCAACCUUCCUUGGACUUCUUGGCAAUGGAGCUGCUGAGCAACCUAUACAGUUCCAUUCCUUUGACAGGAGUGUUGUUGUACCGCCAAAGAAAUCAACCAUCCCCUCUUCUGCAGCUGCUAUGAGUAUUCCUGCAAAUGCUGUCAGUGUGGUUUCCUCUGUAGAUUCAACCCAAGCCCUGGAUUUGUCAGGAGUGUCUCCUGGUGAGGGAUCAUCUCAUUCAAAAUUGCCAUCUGUCCCUACAGUUUCUUCAGUGCCUGAGGAUUCAGCUUCAAAUAUGAGCAUCACAGACAGGCUUGAACAUGCUUUGGAAAAAGCUGCCCCGCUUCUGAGAGAGAUUUUUGUGGAUUUUGCUCCCUUUCUUUCUCGGACUCUUUUGGGCAGCCAUGGGCAGGAAUUGCUGAUAGAAGGUACAAGUCUCGUGUGCAUGAAAUCCAGCAGUUCUGUGGUGGAGCUGGUGAUGUUGCUUUGCUCUCAGGAGUGGCAGAACUCUAUACAAAAGAAUGCUGGCCUUGCCUUCAUUGAGCUUGUCAACGAAGGAAGGUUGCUGAGUCAAACCAUGAAGGACCACUUGGUAAGAGUGGCUAACGAAGCAGAAUUUAUCUUGAGCAGACAGAGAGCGGAGGACAUUAACCGCCAUGCAGAAUUUGAGUCACUGUGUGCCCAGUAUUCCGCAGACAAACGGGAAGAAGAAAAAAUGUGUCAUCACCUGAUAAUGGCAGCUAAAUACCGAGACCAGGUGACUGCAACGCAGCUGAUACAGAAAAUUGUCAACAUUCUGACAGACAAGCAUGGAGCCUGGGGAAGCUCUGCUCUAAGUCGUCCUCGUGAGUUCUGGCGCCUUGACUACUGGGAAGAUGACUUGCGGCGCCGGCGACGGUUUGUGCGUAACCCCCUCGGAUCGACACAUCCUGAAGCGACACUAAAAGCAGCUGGAGAACAUGCUCCUGAUGAGGACAUACUUGUUAAAGGAAAGCAAUCCAUCAAGAGUCAAGUAUUAGGAAAUCAGAACUCAGAAAGUGAGAUUCUGCUGGAAGGUGACGAUGAUAUCAUGUCAUUCAUGGAGGAAAGAGAAGUGGAGAGCUUAACAGGUCCAGUUGCCCUAAGCACACCAGCUCAGCUUGUGGCACCCUCAGUGGUAGUGAAAGGCACUCUUUCCAUCACUCUUUCUGAGCUCUGUUUUGAGGUGGAUGAAGAAGAUCCCAGUUUUAAGAAAAUCGACCCAAAGAUUCUGGCGUAUACAGAAGGACUCCAUGGGAAAUGGCUCUUUUCAGAAAUUCGAUCUAUCUUUUCCCGACGCUACCUUUUGCAGAAUACAGCCCUGGAGAUAUUCAUGGCAAACAGAGUGGGUGUCAUGUUCAACUUUCCUGACCAAGCAACAGUAAAGAAAGUGGUUAACUGUCUGCCUCGGGUUGGCAUUGGUACCAUCUUUGGAGUACCCCAGACCAGACGCAUUUCUUUGGCCAGUCCGCGGCAGAUUUUCAAAGCUUCCAACAUGACCCAGCGAUGGCAACACAGAGAAAUCUCCAACUUUGAGUACCUGAUGUUUCUGAACACUAUAGCAGGUCGAACUUACAACGACUUAAAUCAGUACCCUGUCUUCCCUUGGGUUAUCACCAACUAUGAAUCAGAGGAGUUGGACCUUACACUUCCUAGCAACUUCAGGGAUUUGUCAAAGCCCAUCGGAGCUUUGAACCCAAAGAGAGCAGCGUUCUUCGCAGAGAGAUACGAGUCCUGGGAAGAUGAUCAGGUUCCAAAAUUUCACUAUGGCACACACUAUUCAACUGCAAGCUUUGCACUCACCUGGUUAUUAAGAAUUGAACCCUUUACAACACUUUUCCUAAAUCUGCAAGGUGGGAAGUUUGAUCACGCAGAUAGAACUUUUUCAUCUGUUUCAAGAGCCUGGCGAAAUAGUCAGCGUGACACUUCUGAUAUCAAGGAAUUGAUUCCUGAAUUCUAUUACCUCCCAGAGAUAUUUGUCAACAGCAACAAUUACAAUCUGGGAGUGAUGGAUGAUGGAACAGUUGUGUCUGAUGUUGAACUUCCACCAUGGGCCAAAACCCCAGAAGAAUUUGUUCGCAUCAACAGACUGGCAUUAGAAAGUGAGUUUGUUUCCUGCCAGCUUCACCAGUGGAUUGAUCUGAUUUUUGGCUACAAACAGCAAGGCCCAGAGGCUGUUAGGUCCCUGAAUGUAUUCUACUAUUUGACUUAUGAAGGAGCUGCUAAUUUAAGCUCAAUAACAGAUCCUGUAUUGAGAGAGGCUGUUGAAGCUCAAAUACGAAGUUUUGGACAGACCCCUUCCCAACUGCUCAUAGAACCACAUCCUCCAAGAAGUUCUGCCAUGCAAGUGUAUCUCCUCCUGCAGAGUCCGUUGAUGUUCACAGACCAAGCUCAACAGGACGUUAUCAUGGUUCUAAAGUUUCCAUCCAACUCUCCUGUCACUCAUGUAGCAGCCAACACCCAGCCUGGUCUGGCCACUCCUGCUGUGAUCACAGUUACUGCAAAUAGGCUAUUUGCUGUAAACAAGUGGUAUAAUCUUCCUGCUCAUCAAGGUGCUGUACAGGACCAGCCUUACCAGCUGCCAGUGGAAAUCGAUCCUCUCAUAGCCAGCAAUACAGGGAUGCACAGAAGGCAAAUCACUGACCUAUUAGACCAAAGCAUUCAGGUUCACUCCCAGUGUUUUGUCAUCACCUCUGACAAUCGUUACAUCCUGGUCUGUGGCUUCUGGGACAAGAGCUUCCGAGUUUAUUCGACUGACUCAGGUAAACUGAUGCAGGUAGUAUUUGGACACUGGGAUGUUGUCACCUGUCUUGCUCGUUCAGAGUCCUAUAUUGGAGGAAAUUGCUACAUUCUCUCAGGAUCCCGAGAUGCUACCUUGCUGCUGUGGUACUGGAAUGGCAAAACCAACAUCAUUGGUGAUAACCCAAGAGGUGAUUUUGCAACUCCUCGAGCUAUUUUGACAGGACAUGACUAUGAGAUCACAUGUGCUGCCAUUUGUGCUGAGCUUGGCCUGGUCAUAAGUGGUUCAAAAGAGGGACCAUGUCUCAUACAUUCUAUGAAUGGAGAUCUACUGAGGACGCUAGAAGGUCCUGAAACAUUAGCAGGUCCCAAAAACUGCCUGAGACCCAAACUUAUUCAAGCUUCAAGAGAAGGACACUGUGUCAUAUAUUAUGAGAAUGGCCUCUUUUGUGUGUUCAGUGUGAAUGGGAGACUUCAAGCCAGUAUGGAAACAAAUGACAAGAUAAAGGCAAUUCAGCUGAGCCGAGAUGGGCAGUACCUGCUCACAGGUGGAGACAAUGGAAUCGUCAUGGUGUGGCAGAUGUGGGACCUCAAGCAGCUUUUUGCUUACCCAGGCUGCGAUGCUGGAAUACGGUCCAUGGCCCUGUCAUAUGACCAAAGGUGCAUAAUGACUGGCAUGGCAUCGGGCAGCAUCGUGGUUUUCUACAAUGAUUUCAAUCGUUGGCACCACGAAUACCAAACCAGAUACUGAUCUGCAGA